This is a messenger RNA of Mercurialis annua (annual mercury), 3091 nucleotides long. RefSeq names its product gamma-tubulin complex component 3. The transcript has 3 exons. Gene Ontology annotation, cellular component: spindle pole; equatorial microtubule organizing center; centrosome. Gene Ontology annotation, biological process: spindle assembly; mitotic cell cycle; cytoplasmic microtubule organization. Lineage: Eukaryota; Viridiplantae; Streptophyta; Magnoliopsida; Malpighiales; Euphorbiaceae. The record is from RefSeq and is a predicted model, not a curated record. Gene Ontology annotation, molecular function: microtubule minus-end binding; gamma-tubulin binding. The coding region runs from base 106 to 2667 and encodes 853 amino acids.
UUGCAAUUCCCCGCCCAUUAAAAAUCAAAAACCUUUUUAGUUGUUCUCUCAAAAAUAUAAAUAAUCAAAACCCUCACUGCUUCACUCACUCCAUUUGCAAAUAAAAUGGAAGAAGAAGAUCAGCAAAAAUGCGUAGAUCUAGUUAAAGAAUUAGUCCAUCGUUUACUCUCCCAGCAGCAGCAGCAAAACCCUAAUUCCGUCACUAAACCCCCUAAUUUAAACCCUAAUCCAAACCCCAAAGAUUUCCAAAAUGCUUUUCGCUACGCAAUCCGCAUUAUUUCGAGUAGAUUAACUCCUACAAUUGCGCCUGAUUCCGCCGCAAUUGCUGAGUCUAUCAAGCGUCGUCUCGCUACUCAAGGUAAGUCCUCACUCGCGCUUACUUUUUCUGACCUUUUUAACAAAUUCUCUUCCAAAAAUGGCCCUGGUAGCAUCAAUAACAAAUGGGCUGUUCUUUAUUUGCUCAAGAUUAUCUCUGAUGAUGGAGUCAAUUCUACUUAUUUAUUGCCAAAUUUAGCUUUAAAUGACCUUGAUUUUAAUCAUCAUUCGCGGGUUAAUCAUAACUUGAAGCAAGGUGGGGGUAAAGGUUGGGAUAAUGGCGUUUUAUUGGUAUCAAAAGAUCCGCAGAAUUUGCGGGAGGUUGCCUUUAGGGAGUAUGUUAAUUUGGUUAAAGAGGAAACCGAAGCCACCGAGGAGGUUUUAGUUAGAGAUGUGUUGUAUGCUUGUCAAGGGAUUGAUGGGAAAUAUGUUAAAUUUGAUAUGAACGCGGAUGGUUAUUUAUUGCUUGACAGUGUUAAGGUUCCUAGAGCUACUAGGAUUAUGAUUAGGAAGUUGUGUGAGUUGGGGUGGUUGUUUAGAAAGGUAAAAGGGUAUAUUUCAGAGAGUAUGGAUCACUUUCCUGCUGAAGAUGUUGGUACUGUAGCACAAGCUUUUUGUGCUGCAUUGCAAGAUGAGCUCUCGGUUUAUUAUAAGUUGCUGGCUGUUCUUGAAGCGCAGGCAAUGAAUCCUAUUCCAUUGGUUUCUGAAGCGGCCGGUUCAGGGAACUAUUUAUCAUUGAGGAGAUUGUCAGUUUGGUUUGCGGAGCCAAUGGUGAAAAUGAGGUUAAUGGCUGUUCUGGUUGAUAAGUGCAGAGUUUUGAGGGGCGGGGCAAUGGCCGGGGCUAUACAUUUGCAUGCUCAGCAUGGGGAUCCACUUGUACAUGAAUUUAUGAGGAGUUUACUUCAGCGUGUGUGCUCUCCGCUUUUUGAAAUGGUGAGGAGUUGGGUUUUGGAAGGGGAGUUAGAGGACAUUUUUGCUGAGUUUUUUGUUGUGGGUCAGCCUGUGAAAGCCGAAUCACUGUGGAGGGAAGGUUACCGGCUUCAUGCUGGAAUGCUUCCUUCCUUCAUUUCACAAUCUCUUGCUCAGCGCAUCUUAAGGACCGGAAAGUCUAUAAACUUUCUUCGUGUUUGUUGUGAUGAUCGUGGCUGGGCAGAUACUGCAACUGAGGCUGCUACCGCCGCUGGAACCACAACUAGAAGAGGGAAUCUUGGAUACGGUGAAACCGAUGCACUCGAAACUCUGGUUGAUGAAGCUGCAAAGAGAAUAGAUAAGCACCUCUUGGAUGUUAUGCAUACAAGGUAUCGGUUCAAGGAGCAUUGUCUUGCAAUCAAGCGUUAUUUACUAUUAGGCCAAGGUGAUUUUGUUCAGUAUCUAAUGGACAUCGUCGGACCCGAUCUUUCUGAACCUGCUAGUACUAUUAGCUCUUUCAAGCUUGCUGGAUUGCUAGAAAGUGCAAUCCGAUCAUCUAAUGCUCAGUACGAUGACCGUGACAUAUUAGAUAGAUUGAAGGUCAAGAUGAUGCCGCAUGGCUCUGGAGAUAGGGGCUGGGAUGUGUUCUCCUUGGAAUAUGAUGCCAGGGCUCCACUAGAUACAGUAUUUACAGAGUCUGUUAUGGCAAGGUAUUUGAGAAUUUUUAAUUUUCUUUGGAAGCUGAGACGAGUAGAGCAUGCACUUAUUGGUGUUUGGAAGACGAUGAAACCAAAUUGCAUUACUUCUCAUACAUUAACAAAGCUGCAAGGUGCAGUUAAGUUACAGUUACUUUCAACAUUAAGGCGAUGCCAGGUUCUUUGGGAUGAUAUGAACCAUUUUGUUACAAACCUGCAAUAUUAUAUCAUGUUUGAAGUCUUGGAGGUGUCAUGGUCUGAUUUUUUAAAUGACAUGGAAGUAGCAAGGGAUCUUGAUGAUUUGCUUGCAGCCCAUGAGAAGUAUCUCCAUUCAAUCGUGGAGAAGUCUCUUCUCGGUGAACGUUCUCAACCUCUUUACAAGUCACUAUUUGUCUUGUUUGACCUUAUAUUACGUUUCAGAAGUCACGCAGAUCGAUUAUACGAAGGCAUUCAUGAAUUGCAAGCAAGAACAAUUGCAAGCUCCAUGCCUUCUCAAGAAAAGAACAAAUCACGACGGCACACGACUGGUAAAUCUUCAGAAACUGGAUCAUGGAUUAGUGAUGGAAGGAAAGCAAUAACAGAACGUGCAGGAGAAUUUCUUCGAAAUAUGGGGCAGGAAUUGGAUGCCAUAGCAAAGGAAUAUACAACGUUGCUAGAAGGAUUUUUAUCUCAAUUGCCUGUGCAGCAUCAUGUUGAUCUAAAAUUCCUCUUGUUCCGUCUUGACUUCACUGAGUUUUAUAGCCGUUGAAUCCAAUCAAAUAGGGGUUGAAGAAUCAGUUUUUAUGUCUGGGUUCAAACUCAAAAUUUGCUAUUCAAGGCAUGAAAACAUGGCUUCAGUUUGACUAAUUGCUCACUUCCAUGUGACUGAAUUGUGCAGUUCAUUGCUGACAUCUGGACAACCUGUUUGCAUCUUUGUUGCUAAUCUUUGAUGGAGUGUGCUUCUUUUUGAUAGCUUGGGCUAAGGUCUGCAACCAUAUUGAAGGUAUUCUUGUAUCAUUAGAUGAUGGUGUUAAAAUUAGUGUAGACGGCUUGAAUUUGAUUUGCCAAUUCAUUACUAAUGAUAUUAUUCCAGGUGUUGCUAGCUUUUUUUUCCGUGUGCUUGUAUAUUUGUACCACAGUUCUGUAAUGGCUAAAUGAUGAGUAAGGUAUGUUACAUGAUUUUCAUGUUCUAA